CAGAAACCCUCCUAAAACCCUAAACAAGAAGAAUCAGUACCCCUUCCCUCAUUUUCGCUUCUUCCCAGUUUCCCCCUCUCCUUCCAAGUUCCCACCACCUCUUCUUCUUAAGCUCAAAUGGCUCUGACUAACACUCUUAGAAGGGUUGCUUCGCGAGCUGUACCUUUCGCCUCCCGAGUCUUCCAAGCAACCAGCCCACGGUACGGCCACCGCGGCUCUGCUCUCUUCUCCGCCGUCAACCGCCGCUUCGAUCUGUCGCACUCCGUCUUGAAAAGCUCAUUGCCGUCGGCCUUCCAUCAUUUCUCAACUCGGCCGGCUUCAGAUGAGUCACUCCUCAAAGUUAUUCAGGACGAGAUUCAGUGUGCCGUGGAUGCUGAUGAAAAUAUCGACAAGGUUGAGGAGCUUCCAUCUAACUUUCCGUUCAAACUUGAAGAUAAUCCUGGACUGCAGACUGUAACUCUAACAAGGGAGUAUCAAGGUGAAACCAUCGUUGUAGAAGUCGAGAUGCCUAGCACUGUCACUGGGAAUUACGAGGAAAAUGAUGAUGAUGAUGGUGAUGCUGAUGAUGAGAAGGCAGCACAGUCUCAGCUUCCUUUGGUAGUCAGAGUUUCCAAGAGCCAUGGACCAUGUUUGGAGUUUGGUUGCACUGCUUAUCCAGAUGAUAUUGUAAUUGAUAGCUUGUCAGUAAAGGAUCCAGAUGCUUCAGAGGAUGAAAUUGCAUAUGAAGGACCUGAAUUCACGGAGUUGGAUGAGAAUCUGCAGAAGGCUUUCCACAAGUAUCUGGAGAUUAGGGGAGUCAAACCCAGCACAACAAACUUCUUGCAUGAGUACAUGAUCAACAAAGAUAGCAAGGAAUACGUGGUGUGGCUCAAGAAUCUCAAGAAGUUUGUUGAAGCAUGAACUAGGCGAAAACUUAGAGCAACUAGGUGGCUAUGUUAGUUAUUUCCAUACACAUAUUUAAAUGCGACUUCUCAUUGGCGUUAAAAGCAUACGUCCUGGUAUUGAAAUCGUCUGGGAGGAUUUUGGAAUUGUUAAACGUCUGGAAGAAUUUCUUUUGUACCCGGGUCACAGUAGAGCAUUGAAUUAGAUCUCUGAAUACUGGUUGGAAUUCUUUUCUGUCAGAAAAUAUGGAGCUUUUCUAUUAAUUGGAUUUUGUAUGGUGGUGGAGUUU
Coffea eugenioides is the source of this 1171-nucleotide messenger RNA. RefSeq lists its product as uncharacterized. Bases 118 to 900 code for a protein of 260 amino acids. Lineage: Eukaryota; Viridiplantae; Streptophyta; Magnoliopsida; Gentianales; Rubiaceae. The transcript is spliced from 3 exons. The record is from RefSeq and is a predicted model, not a curated record. Gene Ontology annotation, cellular component: mitochondrial matrix.